UACUCAUGUCUGGUUGUUUACAAUCUCUCUGGCUAAACAUGGCCGUUGACGAACUCACUCAAGGCAGUUAGAGCCCGAUAACCUCCGAUUUUAGAAAAUUUACAGGUCUUAAUUUGCCAAACGAGUUACUGUGCAAGUACCGACUUGAUUACCUAGUCUACCGUGUUGCUGGCUCGAUUUUUAUCUUACCUUCCUGUAGCUCGCUAGCCGCGGAAGCUAGGUAGCGAGCUAACUUCUCCAUAGGGAACAAUGACAGCGACUUCUGCAGGUAGCAGCAGCUGCCACCCCGCUAAAGGACUGGACAUAAGUCUGGCUGCUCUGCAGCGACAAGACCCGUACAUCAAUAACAUCGUGGACGUGGCCAGCCAAGUCGCUUUGUACACUUACAACAACAGGACAAAUGAGUGGGAGAAGACCGAGGUGGAAGGCACCCUUUUUAUCUACACGAGACUGGCAUCUCCCAGACAUGGUUUCACCAUCAUGAACAGGCUCAAUAUGGAGAAUCUGACAGAGCCAAUCACCAAAGACCUGGACUUCCAGCUCCAGCAUCCCUUCCUGCUGUACCGCAAUGCGAGAUUGGUUAUCCAUGGGAUUUGGUUCUAUGAUAAGGAGGACUGUCAACGCAUCGCCCAGAGGAUGAAGAUUCUGACCCAGCAGGAGCAGGCCCUGGCUCAGUCUCAGGGUGGGUGGUUGUCCCCAGGAGGAGGAGGAGGAAUAAUUGGAGGAGGAGGAGGAGAAAUGGUAAGAGCAGGAAGAAUAGCUGGAGGAGGAGGAGGAGGAGGAGGAAGAGGAGGAAGUGGAAGUGGAAGUGAAGCAAAGGGAGUGGACAUCAUCCAGAUGUUGACCAAAGCACGCACAGAGUAUGACAAGUCUACAUCAGAACCGAAAGAGAUUGGUGGCAGCAGUGUUCUUUGUGGAAACCCCAAUCUGAUCAAACCCAUACCUGUUAAACCAAACACUCAGGACAGUGAAGGUGCUGAACCCAAGCCUCUCUCUCUGGCCACUCUUUUCGGCUCCAAACAUCACCACUCACCCAAACCUGACCCAGUUUCUCCUUUGGCCACCCCUUUGGCAGAGGCAUCUGCAGGGAGAGUCACCCGACCACCUGUAGCCCGCACGCUGACUUACGAGGAGACGAUGAACUCUGGCAGGAUUGUGACCUCCAAGGGAGGGAACAUCGCCAUGGCAGGGUUUUCAGAUCAAGGACUCGUGGCUGUGAUCGGAGGACAAAUGGUCAGGGACAAUGGUGGAAAUGUUGUGGGCCUGACUCCCACCACUGUCCAUCAGCACCACCAUCAGCAGCAGCAGCAGCAGCAGCAGCAGCAGCAGAACCAGCCUCAGCACUGCCCAGCCAUCCAGAAGCUCAUGCAGGGACAGAGAGGGGUCGGAGGAGCUCUUCAGACCCUGUCCGAGUCCCCCGAGAACAGGCUGUGUGACAACGGGGUGCCACUGGAGCAUCACCACCAUCACCAUCUGUUCCACCAUCAUCAGCAGCACCACCACCACCAUCAUCAUCAACAGCAACAGCUUCAGCAGGACCCAAUCAAGAGACUUUUCCAACUCCAGCCACUUCCUCCUCCCGCCUCCUCCUCCACCCCCUUCACCUCUGCAGCCCCGUGUUUCUCCAACCCUCCCCCCGCCCCACAGCAGAACCCCCAUCUCUCCUCACAGCCCAUCAUGGUGGAUUCUGUGUCAUGUGCCCACCUUCAAGCGCAACAAAGCCAGCAGAUGUUUUUUAACCUCUCCAAACCUCAGCCGGAGGCACAGCACCCCAGCCAAUCAGCUUCAGCCAUACAGGGAACAGGUUUGCUGCCAUCUCAGGUGACCAAUGACCAAGUCCUUCAACCUUCACAAGGUCUGUCUUCGCAGAUGCAAGGUGUGGUGUCGCCACAUGAGCUCCUGCAAAAGCUCCAGCUGGUCCAGCAGGAGCAAAGCCUGGCUUCCCACGAUCCCCCUCGACUCCUCCCGACCCUGGCCCCGCGAUUUCUGGGGCCCACGCCAGGUCAAGCCGGAGGCUCGGUCCCGAAUACGACCGCAGCCACCGCAGGUCAGAAGGCGGCACUGCAGUUUCAGGUCAUCUCCCCACAGCGGAUACCGGCCACUGUGGCCCCCAACCUGCUCCUCUCACCCAGCGUGUUCACUCAGGCAAAGUCGAGUGGCAUCUUGACAGUGGGUGGCCAGGAGGGCUGCCCUGCCCCCUCAGCCUUGCCCAUUCCCCCGCUGCAGGAAGAGAUCAGAGUUCUGUCCAAAAGCCAGCUUCAAGCCACACUGCUGAAACUGAUCCAGACUGACAGCUCAUUCCUGGACACCAUCUACGACGCCUACGUCAGCCGCUUUGCCAGCGACUCCAGCAGCCAGUACUGAUGACUCGUCACACCCUCUGUCUCUUCAAACAUCCCGUCGAGAGCAGUGAGGAUCAGUCUUACAGUUACGAUGGACGCACCACUUCCUCCUCUUAACCUCCCAACUGCAAUCACUCACACCUAUGCACUGUUUAGCCAGUAAACCCGACAUUCUUCUCUUAAACAUAAAACGCAGUUAAAUAUUAUAGAUGUCCUUGUUUAAAAUUCAGAAUAACAUAUUUUGACUCAAUUCAUUUCAGGUCGAGGUCCACUAAUGCACAAAUGUGGCAGAGCCACUCAGUCUUGACCUCAACUGUAGUUAAUGGGAAAUGUCGCCCAUUAUGCUCCAACCUCACAGGCAUUUGGAUUUAGCUGAAAAGUGCGCUAGUUUUUUUCACCAAAUGUAGCAGAAUUCUUUUAUUUUGUUUUUCUUUGCAGCCUUUACUCGGACUCAGUGGUCUAACACCAGCCAGCCUUAUAGGCUGUAACAAACAAGUCUUCCUAGUCAAAGAACUAGUGCUGAAGGAUUAUUUGCUCAAACUGACUUGAAACUGACUUCACUUGUAAAAUGAAGUGUAAAACAUGUGAAACAUGUUUAUGUGUUCUGUACAUUUGGAAAAAAGUAUGUUUAAAUGCUAUCAGAAUUUGUUGGAUUUGAAUUUGCAAUUCUUUUUAAUUAAGUUUGCUUUCGAAAAGAAUUUUAAAUAUAUUUUAUGAUCCAAAUUAUUUUAAAGUUAUUAAAAUGAUACCUUGUCAUUUUGAUCUCUUUUUUCCAACAUAUCUGUGUUGGUAUGUUAGUGACAGUAACUAAACGUUGUCAUUGGGCUUGUCGACAUUUUUGUGAGUGAAGUCUGCAUCGAGAUAUAUCUUCUUAAUGUGUUUCUGACAACUGGUGGAUUUUCAGGUGAGAGAAAGUCUUCACAGCACUUUAAAUCUUGGCUGUACUACUAGUGCUUUGUUAUGGUUCAUGUCCAGGGGGGGCGUUUUUGCACCCAAGGGCACGUGGUGAUUCCCAGGAUUAGAUGCUUGACUAAAUCAGGCUACGCCCUCCAGCAGCCAUGCUAAAGUUACUGGGUUCACCCAAUUGGACCAAAGGCACUUGUGGACUGUCUGCUGUAGGAUUUCACACCAAUCCAACAAGGCAGCUUGUUUGGAGUCUCGGAUGGUCCACAAAACAAGUUUCUUAAAACAUUUUAUCUGAGAAAUAAGCUUUGUUGUUUCCGUCUUUAGUUUAACUCAACAACGAGGCUUCGUGUUUUUUGUUUUUUUUUAGAUUUGUCGUCAGCAGAAAUGCAAAUCUUGGAGAGGGAGGGGGAACGGGAAGCACAGAAAGAACAGAUCCUGUGGACACGCACUAUUAGUCUUAUUCCUCUCCCUUUGAAUAUCACCAUUGUGAGGAGUAAUUCAAAAUGACAUGGUAUCUUAUCUAGAUUCAUUCAAGUACAGGAGAUUGUCAACCUGCACUACCUCACAGAGAGCUAGUUAGGAGGCGUUACCUGUGUUUUUACUUUUGAGAUUGGACCAUUUUUAGAUAAUCCGGUCAGGACUCUUAUUUCAGUUUACCUAAAGGGUUUUCAUCAGAAUAAGACAUCGAAAACUGUAUUUUUUUUCUCCAUUACUGCUUAACAUGGUAGCUUUUUUUUUUUUUUUUUUUUUUGCAGCCACACCAUGGUAUCUGAACAUUCACUCUGCCAAACAGAAAAAAAACCUCCUCUCAGGAAUUUUAAAACAGAUUGUCGAUCAAGCGGUUUGUUAUUGAUGUUAGAUAAAUGAUGUAUGGCAUUGCAAAUAAAGUAUGUAGAUAAAUAUAUCUGGACUUCACGGGCCUGUUCAGAGCAAGUGUAGUAGAAAAUUUGAUAGAAAAAUACUCUUACACUUGAUGAUUUGUAUGUUUCCCACAGUGUAGCAGAGAGGUCGCAGUCACUAAUAAAAACGUUUAAUUUUGGGGGUCAGGGUUUUGCAGUCUGUGUUUAGCCCCCCGUGCUGAACUCAUUCCCAGCCGGACUAUACAGUAGCUCCCAGAGGACACACAAAAGCAGCAGCAGCAGCAACAAAAAGAGAAUAUUUUUCUCCCUAUUUUUGUACUCAUGAAGCAAAAUGUAUUGUUCUCGUAGUACAAACAACCAGCAUGUUACAUCCCAGCUAAGCUACAGGCAGUAAUUCUUCCUUAUGCAACAUAUCCACAGCUCUUUAUGCGGUUUUGUGCUUUUUAUUUCAAAAGCCGUCAUCCAUAAUCUCUCUUUGUACGCAUCGUUGUCAUUUGAGACAAGACGAGACAUGGGAAUGUUAACGGAAACAUUUUUACACCUUUUGUUUGUUUAUGUCAGGAAUGUUUUGCCUAGAAACUGGAAUAUAUUUUAAUUGGAUAUUAAAUGUUCUCAAACUGCC
This is a messenger RNA of Acanthopagrus latus (yellowfin seabream), 4730 nucleotides long. RefSeq names its product decapping mRNA 1B (gene dcp1b). The coding region runs from base 250 to 2364 and encodes 704 amino acids. Gene Ontology annotation, biological process: positive regulation of catalytic activity; deadenylation-independent decapping of nuclear-transcribed mRNA; deadenylation-dependent decapping of nuclear-transcribed mRNA. The transcript has 11 exons. Gene Ontology annotation, cellular component: P-body. Gene Ontology annotation, molecular function: enzyme activator activity; mRNA binding. Lineage: Eukaryota; Metazoa; Chordata; Actinopteri; Spariformes; Sparidae. The record is from RefSeq and is a predicted model, not a curated record.